AAGAAUUGCAGAAGCAAUUUCUUGUAUCACCGCAAGUCGAGUCAUACAGUUCUGCUGCCGGCGGAGGUAGCAGAAGGGGACGAGAGAAAAAAGUGGCCAGACCAGAAGAACGUGCCUUUGUGGCCAAGAAUGCCAGCAGGAAGUACCUUAUCAGGGAACAUGCCUCCGAACACCCGAGGGCUCUGGGACCGUCUGCGUCAUGCGCCUCCCGACGGCUCUGGCAACUGAGGUAGGGAAGUGAUCUUAGGCAGGCGUCCCAACCCACAGGUCUUCACUCUGCCCCAUGCGCCGCGUCGGGAAUGGAGAUGCUGUCUUAAUGCUUCAGCCUAGGCAAAAAGGGUCAUGCCCACAACCCCUAGCCUAGCAAUUUCAAGCGUUCUGCGCAAGAAUUUAGCAAAGUUCGCCUGGUGCUCUACUAUCCAUGAAGGAGCAUCUCAUUUUCUGGGUCUUCUGUUCCCUAGUGGGGAGUUCACUGACAGAGAGACGGACAUUCGUUCUACAAGCAACCUUUUUGUCCACCAACUUUGAAAAUAUCUUCACGUGGGAAAGCAGGGGAGAGACGCCCCCAGGGACGGUAUAUUAUGUACAAUACAAGAGAUAUGGGGAAGAAUGGCAGGACAAAAUCGGAUGCCAAAACAUCACACAGCGCUUCUGCAACCUCACCCGGGAAACUGAAAACUUCACCGAGCGCUUCCACGCCAGGGUGAGAGCCGUCGUCCAGAACUGCUGUGCCUCUGUGUGGGUCCAGUCUCUGAGGUUCUGCCCGCGUGAGGACACUACUAUGGGAAAACCUGAGGUAAAAUGCGUCCCAAGCACUCAGUCUAUAAAGUUUUUUAUCCACCCUCCGUACACACCUCUGAGGGAUGAGGAUAACCAGCCCCUGACUGUGGUGGAUAUUUUCAGCCAAUUCGGUGACGUCACGUAUGAAAUAACGAUGUUCUGUCCAAAGACACAACAGAAGUGGAUAAAAACUCUGAGCACACAAGAAUUUGAAAUCUCUGAUUUGGAUCCUGAUACUGAAUACAAUGGAACAGUCUGCAUCAAAUAUGUGGACAAAGUCAGCAAGCCUUAUGUGUUUCGAGUAAGGACGUCACCAGACCGCACCUGGCUGCCAUAUUUGUUCACAGUGAUCCUAUUUAUGAUAAUAUUAAUCUUUGGAACAAUAUGUUACUUGAUUUACAAGUAUAUCAAACAGUAUGAUGCAGAGCAGCCCACAGCUUUGGAUUUCAAGAAUCUUUCUCGUUUCCAACCUCUCGUACCAAAAGCGGAGCAUUUUCUGAUCCCGUGUGAUGUAUCCAAAUCGGUUCAACACAUUCUGGAGAUGCAGCCGACCCCACAGAUCAACCCGCAGCCUUUGAGCCAUCAGGAACACCGGAAAUUAUUCAGCGGGACGGAAACCGCUUACCAGCAGCAGGCCACGGUGCCUCCUUUCCCGACUUUUGCUCAGACUGUGGCUGAAACGGAUGAUCUCCCGAGAGGUUAUGCCCCACAAGUGACGAAGAACAAUCCGCCCUCCCCCUUAGAGAGCAAUCCUUUGACUUUAACGUAUGGGCUAUGCGUUGAAAGCACCAGCUGCAUCGACAAGGCUGGUUCUUCACCUAACCAAGCCGGGAAGCGCAAUUCUUUUCCUGAGGAUUCUGUCAACAAUGGACCCUACCAAGCACAGAAACCAGAACACAGUCGAGGAGGAGAAUGGGUAAACCAGGCACAACAGGAGUUUACAGUAGAUCACACAGGAAAAAAACAAUGUUUGAUGCUUCAGGAAGACACACGACGGUUAUUACCACAGCUUCUGUCGUCUCUGGAAGAAAAGGCAUGUGACACAGCAGCGGACAGUACAGGAAGCUAUAGAAAGCAACCUAAGGAAUUGUUACCAUUGGCACUCACCCAGAAUGCCAUCUUAGAAAGCAACCCUCUCUUGAUAGGUGGGCCGCCAUCUUUAAUUUCCCAUGAUCCCCCCAAUAAACUCUGUCAAGAUCACAGCACCAUGCAGUGGACAGGCUGGGAUUCCUUAGCCUGGACUGAGAAGCAGUGGGCGCCUUUCGGAUGCCCAACCAAAGACUGUAUCACGCCGGCAAGCAAAGGGUUGACAAGAGAAGAUGAACCCUUUGGUGCAACACCAGAAAACCCUUUGGACUCUGCCCCAAACAAGGGACUCUUUACAGACCUCUUCAAAGACUUGGAACUAAAAAUCCAGUGGAACUACGGGACAGAGGGAAGCGGUCCAGUUUAAUAGGAAAGGCAUGGAAUAUAGAAAUCUAUCCCACCCCCAAGAAAAAGUGAAAGGGGUAUGAGCUUCCCCAUCUGUUCACAAUUCCAAUUCAUGAAAGGGGGAAAAAAUAGGAAACCCACAGUCUGGUUUCGUAAAGCUGAUUUCCUCUUUUGGUAUCAGAUUAAACCCUGUUAGAACACUUCCUUCUGUAUGGCGCUUCCCUCUCACAUAUGUUUCACGCCUUCUCACAAGGAAUCAAGCCAGGACGCAGAAGUAUGAGCUAAAACAAAACUGGCGAUUCCUCAACAAUUUCAAAGAACUUGUUUCCAGGAUUCUUUGGCUGAAAAACCAUUAUAAUUUAAACCGUUUAAAACAGGCUUGAGAGCCAGUGUUGUGUAGGCAGACCCUUGGGUGGACUCAGGAGAUCUGGAUUCCAGUCCCUGCUCAGCCGUGGAAACUCAAUGUGGGGCCAUAAUAAAGCCCCUUCUUAAAUAUCUCACCUAGUUUGAAAACCAUGUCAGGGUGGUUCGAAAUCAGAGGACAAACAUACACACCCCAAAACCACAUGACUCCUGUGCAAUUGAAAAUGGACUUCAAAAACCAAGAUCUAGCUACCUAUUUGUUUUAACUGUGUAAUGUAGUAACCUGAUUUUAUGCUAAAGGUGAGGUCUCUGGUGGGGGCUUCUCCCCAGGCUGGGUCAUGGUGUUGAGACAACCUGCGUCCGCCAUAAAUAAGACACUGGAAAAAUAUUUCUCUUAGCAAUCAAGGGAAAGAAGGAGAUUUCAAUUGCUAACAGAAAAUAAUAGCUUUCAAGUUGAAGGGCAGGUCACGGCUGUUCCUACAUAGCAAAUAAUCUCCUCCAUCCCUUCAGUUCCUUUAAAUGUAGAGCAAAAGAAGAGUUGAUGCCAAAGUAAAAAACAUCCUUACUUGCUUUCCCCUGGCCUGUGGUUUUGGAAAAUAUUUAAUUUUUGCAGUGAAGCUGGGUUAAAUUCUUCACACGGAGAGGCAGAGACGUUCUGAACAGUAGCCGUGAAGCUCCAUUCAGAGGACCUUUUCUUGAUGGGAUUCACUGCAUGCAGGGCUGUCACGAGGGGUGGGCGACUGGGGUUUUGACCCACAGCACCCAAGUCUGGAGGGCACCCAAAUCUAGAGGUAAAUCUACUACUGGUGCAUGUUACAAAAUAAAUGACCAUACCUCCCAGCCCUAUUAAUGCUCUCUCGCUCUCUCUCGCUCUCUCACACACAAAAAAUAAGCCUUAUCUUUCUUUUGGGGGCUUAUCGCAUUCCCUUCCUUGUUCUUCAUGGGGGGCUCACCCCCAUUUCUCUGUGCAGAGUGGGUGAGAGAUGCCCCAUGUGCCAACAUGGCGAGUUACAGUUCUUUCCUGUCAGACCAGUUAUUAAUAUCUUUGGAAAAGUCUUUUCUCUCCAGGUCACACUAAAUAUGCAAAAAAAAUAAAAUAUGGCUGUUUGUCAUGGCAUGUGAUUUUUCCACAGCUACACAUCCUGCAUCCAGUGAGUUUUGAAGAUUAGCUUUGGGAGGGAAAAUAAACUUGCAUGCUAUCAAGUCAGUUCUGACUGAUGCUGACCUUUUUCUGGGGUUUUCUAGGUAA
Molecule: messenger RNA, 3823 nt
Organism: Pogona vitticeps (central bearded dragon)
Lineage: Eukaryota; Metazoa; Chordata; Lepidosauria; Squamata; Agamidae
Gene: IL22RA1
Product: interleukin 22 receptor subunit alpha 1
Biological process (GO): cytokine-mediated signaling pathway
Cellular component (GO): plasma membrane
Molecular function (GO): protein binding; cytokine receptor activity
Source: RefSeq, a predicted model, not a curated record